AUGAAGUUGUCGCCCGGUCAUCACACUCUGCCGCGGAAGAAGACGUUGCCGCUGGACGUCGCGAGCAGGACGACGACGAGCAAUGUCUCGUCCUUGGGCGCCAACGUUCAGCAGCAGCAGUUUCAACGGGGCCAGCCGUUAAGAAGAAGCUGCCUGUCGCCGACGCAGCAUCAUCAUCAACAGCAGCAGCAUCAACAGCAGCCGCUGCAUCAUCAUCAGCAACAUUGUCAGGAGAGCUCGUUGCAUUUCGAGUAUUUUGUGCCUCGCAGCGUCAGUGAAUUUAAUCUCGCGGCCGCUGUGACGGACAUGGCUGUGCCACCCCCGCCGCCCGCAUCGGUGCUCAGGCCAUCCUCGGCGAUGACGCCGCCGGUCACCGCCGGGAUGACCGUCGUCGCUAGCCAGACUAGGCUGUUAGAUAGCGGCGGUAACAGCGGUGGCUGCAACACUGCCACGAGGAGCCGCGAGAAAAUGGUCACGUUCGAGGACGAGGGGCUCAGCGUUACCUCGACACCCACCAGGAAGAACCUACCUGCCCUGGAUAAUGUCUUCAUGUGACCUGUGCCGCGAUUUGCACGGACGAUUAAGCGGAUGCUGCUGAAGGCGAGAACUUUAUCUCGGAAUUUCAUGUCUCAGAUCUGAAGGGUUGAAUUCAAAAGUGUGAUUUUUUUUUUAGAGACAACUAAACAUGGUCGAUAUUAAAAACCGAGGAGAGCUGUUAGAGCUCUUAUCAUUCAGGAGAUAAUGGAGAUGUUCAAGACGACUUUUAAAAUACAGAUAUUCUCCAAACGCACGAAUAAAGAAGAGAUCAGUUGACAUCAAGAAACUGAAAAUGCAAUACUAUCUGAUUAUAUCGCGGAUCACGCAAUCAAAUUGGGUGGGGUUAAUUAAAGAGUCACGAAUGAGUAUCAAACGGAAAAGAAAUUGUUAACGAUUACGCGAUUUUUGAUUAAAACAUCAAAGGAGGGAUAGAAAUACAAAACAUCAAUCAUACUUUUACGAGAACUGCAUUUUUGUAUAGUACGCAUGGAAAAUAACGUAGGAAUAUUUGAAAUAAUGGCAAAGGGUGUGUAGAGAUUGUUUACAAAGCAAACUCCAAACAGGAUGUGAUAAUCGGGAAAAAUAUUUUGUGCACAAACAAAAUUUUCAGAAUUGUCAGAAGCUGCCACUUGAUACGCAAAAAUUUUUUGGCACUAAAGACCAAUUUUUUAUCACCGGAGAAUAGCGUCUAAAUGACAAUGACAGUCUAGAUAAUGCAAACUAGAAGACGUCUCAAAAAAUUCUUCAAAUAUUCUUUAGAUAUUUUUUAAACAUUUUUUUAUCUGUAAGACAUUCAUAUUGUCUUGCAAUUGUUUUUACGUCUAACAAACUUUUCACGAAGCGCUGACAUAAUCUUGAUUAAAAGUUUCCCAUUGCCCAUUCGCGACGUCACGCACAGAAACUGCACAAAAGCGACAAAUAAGAAACAAAUGACAAAAAAUAAACACUAAAAAAAAAAGACAGAUAAAAAAAUAGGAACAUUAUGCAAUCGACACUGAAGAAUUUUCCGCGUUAGCGGAAAUUCUUUCCCUCUCCCUUCCCGGCCGAAUGUCGACUGUAUAUUUCUUAUUAUCGUGAUUAAGCCGUAAUUAUCAUUAUUAUACCACUUGCGCACAGCGUAGGGGAUAUCUGUCGAGUAUCCGAAUUUUAUGUCCGAUAAGUCCGACUGUGUAUUCCGAAUGUUAUUUGAAUAGUUUGUAUAUAUAUAUUCGAAAAGUAUAUAUUGAACAUUUUAACUUAUACGACUACCAUAUUAUAUAUCAAAUAAAUAAACAAAGUUAUAUAUA
Molecule: messenger RNA, 1823 nt
Organism: Cataglyphis hispanica
Lineage: Eukaryota; Metazoa; Arthropoda; Insecta; Hymenoptera; Formicidae
Product: protein bric-a-brac 2-like
Exons: 1
Coding region: 1-555 (184 amino acids)
Source: RefSeq, a predicted model, not a curated record